Lecanosticta acicola is the source of this 348-nucleotide messenger RNA. NCBI's taxonomy places the organism in Eukaryota, Fungi, Ascomycota, Dothideomycetes, Mycosphaerellales, Mycosphaerellaceae. The record is from the annotation of a GenBank genome assembly.
AUGCUCGCCAGAACCGCCGCCGCCCGCCUCCCAAUGACGCUUGGCCGUCGCGGCUUCCACUCCACCCGCGCGCAACUCGGCUCGCCAUACCACUAUCCAGAGGGCCCACGAAGCAACAUUCCUUUCAACCCACUGACAAAGUGGUUUGCCGUGCGAUACUGGACUUUCAUGGGUGCGUAAAGAGACAGAAGGGAGAAAUGGAGAGGAUGGAGCGCUAAUCCAAGGAUAGCUGUUGGUUUCUUUGCGCCAGUGGGCAUUGCAGGUAAGAUAAGACAUAGCAUAGGACCCGAGAUAAGAGUGCGUAUGCUGACACGACGGAUAGUCUGGCAAACGAAGAAGAACCAAUAG